AGACAAUAAUAAAAUUAAAUGCUAAUAAAAAUUAAUCAAAUUUUGAAUCCAUAGAACAAAAAUAUUUUGGUUGAAUCGAAAAGUAGAUGUUAUCAGAUAUACCUGAAUAAUAACUAAAUAAACGAGAUAUCAUAUAUCCAAAAUCAUACGUCUAAUUGAAAUAACAUAAUCUUAUUUAAACAAUUUAUGCAUAUUAAUUACAAUGUAAAUUACAAAAUAAGUAAAAUUAAAUUAUAUAAUCUAACAAUACUAAAAUGGAGAUAUGCUCAAUGGAGAGGGAUGCCAUCUCAGAUUAAAAAAUCAACCAAUCACAAUACAAUAUUUCAUAUCCACUUGCCAUGUCACAUGUAAGAAAAUGGGCCAACGUUUUCUGCAACAAAUUAUUAUGGGCUAAUAAUAUUAUAAUUGGGUCACUUUAAAACCAAAACCAAAACCAAAACCAUCUCCUCCUUCCCUUCAUCAUGUUGCCUCUUUAGCAUCUAAAAAUCAGACGUUGCUGUAACUCUUUCUUUCCAUGUGGUUAAUUCACCUCCACAUUACUACGCAUUAAACUCAAUCUUUUAUUUCCAAUUUUUACGUUAUCGUUCCAACUCCCCCAAUUUCUCUCAUUCUAUUGUCUGAUGCUACAGGAUCACUCACCACAAAUACACUAUUGGCUUCGGUCACAUCUUAAUCUUAUUUGAUUUUUUUUGUUCUUAUCGUUUUUGUUUUUGUUCUUGCUUAUGUGUAGUUGUAAUCCAAAUUAUUUAGAAUGAUCUAUAUAGUAUGUUUAUUUCACAUGAAUAUGUUCUGUUUUCGACAUGCACUUCUCCGACAAAAGAUUCAUGGUAUCUCGGUCCAAUAGGCAAUAUCAUUUACAACAACAAAAAUACAGCCAUAUUUAAUUAUGAAUGUGUGGUUGAGAGUUGCGAAACUGACUGGACAAAGCCUAUUCCAAGUAUCUUGAGGCUUUCUAGCUCCCUUACAUUAUCGUCCCUUUCCUUUCUCGCAAUAAUUGAUAAGUUUGUGAAGAGAUAUGGGAAGACAAAGCUGGAGCGGGCAAUAGAGUUGUUUGAACAUGCUGUUUCCAUGGCUCCAUCAGAUGAUGUAUGUCAGAACCUUAUACCUUCAGUAUGCCAAGCUGAAAGAGGAUUAUGGUCUGGCCAAACAAGCUAUGAAAGUUUAUGAAGAAGCCACCAAAAAAGUUCCAGAAUGCCAGAGGGUAGAGAUGUGUGAUAUCUAUAUUUUCCGUGCAGCAGAGAUAUUUGGUGAUCGUGUGUGCAGUCUACAAGUACGUCUCUCACUAUGCUGAUCCAAGGUCCGACCCAUAAUUCAGUAAGCGAUGAUGCUGCCAUGUUUAUGUUCAAUAACUUACGUUCCUGUAAAUGAUAAUGACUAAUUUUGGGAUUUGACAUAUUCAUAAAUCAUAAUUAAAUUUGAAGAAUAUAGCAUGUUGUUUUUAGUAGUAUAUGGGAGUCUAGAUGAGCAUUAGUUAUGUGAAAAUGUAAAUAUUUGACUCUGAUCUAAUUGAAUGUGCCUUCUUUAAAAUUUAUUAUAAAAUUUAGAUUGGCAUAUAUGUGUUUGGGGUUGGUUAAUAUAUGAGAGGAAGAAGUUGGUUUGGAAGUUUCAGUUACACCAAGUGGCACGGUUCUUAGGUGCAACGUGGGAAAGAACGCAUCAAGAAAAGCGUCUCUGUAGGUUACAAUCAGACUCAUUUCAUUCUGCUAGAGAACAUAUGCAAAAAAAAGACGAGAUGGAAGAUGUGGAGGAAGUAAAGUACUAGCUGAAUAAAGCAGGUUAGCCAAAAGAUAAAAUGGUAGCUUUGAAGAGACAGAUCAUGUCUACCACAAUUACAUCAAAAGAUGGUGCAAGAAAACUGGGGUUUGUGAGCCGGCGACAGGGAAUGUGGAAGGUACUGAGCUUCCUGAAGAAUGUGAUGAUGAACUUUUGGAGAAGACAAAGUAUAGAUCGCUCAUGAAGAAGUCCAUGAUGCUGUGGUUAGAGGAUCUGCAAGAAAGAGAGAGGAAGACGGUAAAGAAGGCAUUAAAAAUGGUAGCCAAGCCUUUGGAUGCGCUAAAGAGGACAAAUAGACACAAACUAGCUCAGUGAGUAAAUCAUGUUGACAAUUCCUUGUGAUACAGUUUAGAAUUGUAAUAUGCAGAACAUGAUCGUAUUAUUAUCGUAAAAACUAUGUUUUGUCUCAAUUCCACCAUGUUAGUUUAUUGUAGAGUUCUUUGUACUAUUUCCAUUACUUGGCCUUUAAACGGAAUGUGCAAGAUAAAAAAAAGUUGAUGAGCUU
Brassica napus (rape) is the source of this 2278-nucleotide messenger RNA. RefSeq lists its product as uncharacterized. The coding region runs from base 766 to 1167 and encodes 133 amino acids. The record is from RefSeq and is a predicted model, not a curated record. NCBI's taxonomy places the organism in Eukaryota, Viridiplantae, Streptophyta, Magnoliopsida, Brassicales, Brassicaceae. The transcript is spliced from 6 exons.